Molecule: messenger RNA, 1512 nt
Organism: Emiliania huxleyi CCMP1516
Lineage: Eukaryota; Haptophyta; Isochrysidales; Noelaerhabdaceae
Exons: 2
Coding region: 1-1512 (503 amino acids)
Biological process (GO): glycosaminoglycan metabolic process
Molecular function (GO): glycosaminoglycan binding; N-acetylglucosamine-6-sulfatase activity
Source: RefSeq, a predicted model, not a curated record
AUGGCAAUGCCUGUUACGAGCAUCGCCGCAGUCACCAAAGAGCUCACUGCCAGGGGUGGCAGUGGUGCAUCCGCGACCCUCGCCUCUCCCAGCGUCGUGCUUCUGCUCACCGACGACCAAGACGUGCUCCUCUCUGACGCAGCGCGCUGGCAACCCGUGCUGCAUCGCCGGGUCGUGCAAGCCGGCGCCACCUUUGCUCGCGCAUUUGCCAACAGUCCAGUUUGCUGCCCGUCGCGCUCCUCCUUGCUCACCGGCAAGUACACGCACAACCACGGCGCACUAAACAACUCGCUCCAAGGGAGCUGCGCCUCACCCCAGUGGUCAACGGAGAUGGAGCCAGACGCUCUCGCCGUGCACAUGCAGAAGGCAGGCUACCGGACAAUGUACGCCGGCAAGUACCUCAACAACUACGGGUUGAGUGGAUCGCUGGGUCUCAAGUACGUGCCUCCGGGUUGGAGCGAGUGGUGUGGCCUGCAAGGCAACAGCCGCUACUACAACUACACCCUCUCUGUGAACGGCAGGGAAGAGCGCCACGGCUGCAACGCAUCCGACUAUCUGACCGACGUGCUGGCAGAGCGGGCGGUCGCCUUCGUCCAGCGGACCUCGUCACCGCUCUUUUUGUGGAUCGGCACGCCGGCCGCCCACGCCUCCUUCACGCCGGCGCCUCCCUUUGUCGACACCGCGCGCGGCGAGCUGGCCCCGCGCACGCCCAACUGGAAUGUGGUUGGCAACCGUGGGCACCAUCAGACGGUCCGCGAGCUCUCGCCAAUGUCUGCGAACGAGGCGAAGGAGUCGGACGAGAUCUACCGCCGGCGGCUCGGCACGCUGAGGAGCGUCGACCGGUUGGUCGAGAGCGUGUUUUCCGCGCUCGACGCGACGGGGCGUGCGGACGCGACGUACUUCUUCUACACUUCCGACCACGGCUUCCACCUCGGCCAGAAUGGCAUGGCGUACGACAAAAGGCAACUGUUCGAGACGGACGUGCGCGUGCCGCUCUUCGUGAGCGGACCGGGGGUCCCCGCAGGCGCGACUCUGCACCAGCCCGUCUCCCACGUUGAUCUCGCGCCGACCAUCCUCGCGCUCGCGACCGGCGGCGCGUUGACGCCCGACGGGCAAACCGAGACGUGCGGUGCGCACCGGCUGGCGUACCACACUUUGGCAGACGGCACCGUCGUCGCGUGGGACGUGGGCGAGUACGAGCCCGCGCCGUGCGACGGCGAGAACAACACUUGGGCGUGCGUGCGCCGCGUCGUCCCGUCCGCGGCGCCCGGGGAAGUGCUGGCGGUCGACGACGUGUGGUGCGAGUUCGCUUGCUUCGUGGCCGGCCCCGGCUCAGCGCCUGUGCCGUGCCCCGCCGACGAGCCGGAGGGGUACGGCGCCUAUUACGACCUGAAGGUCGAUCCGUGGCAGGUGCAUAACCGGGCGCGCGUGCUGCCGCAUGGCGAGCGCGACGCUCUGCGCAAGCGGCUGCAUGAGCUUCGCGCAUGCCAAGGCCAGGCGGGAUGCGCGUGA